GGAAUAGUCAAGAUGGAGUUGAGUUAGGUCAGGUUAGGUCUAGAUAGCUCGUCUGACGGACGUCAGACACCAUUUUGUGACAUUUUUGCGGUUAUUGUGUAUUGUUGCACCAGCUGGUCGCGCUAAUUCUUUGAAACUCGAAGGUACAAAAUGUCACGCUAUCGUGAAUGGGAUCUGUCCUGUAAGGUCUACGUUGGUAAUCUAGGUAGCAGCGCUAGUAAACACGAGUUGGAGGGUAAGUUCAGUAAAUAUGGUCCACUGAGAAAUGUAUGGGUAGCUAGAAAUCCACCUGGUUUCGCAUUUGUGGAAUUUGAGGAUCCACGAGAUGCUGAAGAUGCAGUGAGAGGACUAGAUGGAGUACACUUGUGUGGCACAAGAGUGAGAGUAGAGAUGUCUUCUGGGAGAAGUCGACGAGGCGGUGGUGGUCGCAGACCUGGUCCUAGAUAUUCCAGGUCCCGAUCGCGCAGUCCUCGUAGGAAAUCUCUGGGUCGUUAUCCGAGAUCUUGGUCGAGAAGUCCACAAAGAUUGCCGAUUAGCCGCUAUUCCAGGUCGAGGUCUCGCAGUCCCCGCAGGAGAUCAUUGACACGAAGCCGCAGUCGAGAUCGCCGUUCGCGUUCGGAUUCCCGCGACAGACGUUAGAUGCUAAAAGUUCAAGAGAGGGAGAAAGAAAGGAAUGAAUCGAUUUUAUGUGCCGGACGGAAGAUAGGAAGAAAGAUAAAAGAUCGAGCGAGAGACAAUUUUGUAUGUACAUACAUAAUGAAAAUUGUUAAUUAUUCAUAUAGAGACACACACACACGCUCACGUUCGGAAUUAACAAAUGUCACGAUAAAACAAAAAAAAAAAAACAAAAAAAACGACGAGUUUGGUGAAUUACACGAGUUUAGUAUAAACUAUAUUCUUUUCAUAAGUUUCACUAUUAUAUAUGUAGCUCAUAAUUACAUAGAUGGAAUCAUCAUACUAUUGCUUCUGUGGCACAUCUAUGCAUACAUACAUCUAUGUACAUAACAUCAUGAUAAUUGCAUACACCUGAUUGAAUAAUUAAUUGUCUCAAAGUAUACUAUUUACGGUAUGCUAUUUAAAUAAAUCUGAUCAUUACUUUUGUGAGAUUCGUAAUGAUUAUUAUUGAUAUUUAUCGGUUGUAAUAAAUAUAUAGUGAAAAUAUAAGAAGGGAACAAACAUUUAUUUUUGACAUAUGAA
Molecule: messenger RNA, 1197 nt
Organism: Cataglyphis hispanica
Lineage: Eukaryota; Metazoa; Arthropoda; Insecta; Hymenoptera; Formicidae
Product: RNA-binding protein 1-like
Exons: 7
Coding region: 151-639 (162 amino acids)
Biological process (GO): mRNA splicing, via spliceosome
Cellular component (GO): nuclear speck
Molecular function (GO): RNA binding
Source: RefSeq, a predicted model, not a curated record